GAAGUGAAACUUUGUUGUUAUGUUCUAAUUAAUUGAGACUUUAGUGUGAGAGUAUCAAAAUUGUGAUUUCUGAACUUCCGUCGAUUGCCUCCAUAAGGGGACGUGUUUCAUACAGUAAAAUGCACAACUUCGAGAAUUUAUUACGAACGAACGAAACGGUCAAUGUUGCUCAAAUUUCGGGAAUAGCUGCGUAUAGUCUUUGUUUAUAACUCAUAAAAAUUUCAAGUCCGUAUCUUUAUCUUUGCGUAAUAGCCGAUCCCCUUUUAUAGCUAUUUUUCUCGCACUUUUACAUAGCGACAAAUGGAUAUAUCAUAAGAAAUACAAUAUAUCAGUUUGAACGUUUUUACUGCUGAAAAUCGGACGAAUAUAUCUCCGUUUUCAUAAGGACAUUAGAUGCAUUCGAAAAAUAAAGAUUGUCCAACAGAAUGAUAAGAGUAUCGGUAUGAUUAGAUAUGAAAUGAGACAAAAACAAAUCCAUUAGACUCUCCAUUUCUUCGCACGGAUUAUAUAUAUAAUGAAGAAAGUGGAAAAGGCCAAUUCAUUUUCAUUUUACGGUUAAAGCAGCUAACUUCAAGUGAACAAAUCAUAUGGAAUCGUUGAUGUAUAUAGUGAUAGUUAACGACGGCUGCACAGUUUGUGUGGCGUGUGCCACGUGCAGACGACUAAAACUGAGUGUACAAAAUUGAAACUGAGAACGGAGAAUGAAACUCUUUAAACUGAUUGUUCAUCAGAAAAACUUUAGUGGUGAAGAUUUAAUAAUAAAUCCAAAGGAUUAUCCAGGAAUUCAAACAGGAGAUGUCGUCGAAAUCUAUCAUCCUGAGGAUGAAUUUAGUAGGCUGUUGUUGCAAGUCACAGCAUUCAAAGAAGAUCUACAAGGUCGUGAAACAAUUAGCAUUGAGAAUAAUGUAGCGACGAUGUUUCAAUUACGUACAUUCGCCGAUGUUUACAUGAAUAUUGUUAAUCCAAAUGACGUUGCUCUCGAUUCGAUUGAACUUACCUUUAAGGACCAAUAUAUGGGAAGAAGCGAGAUGUGGCGUUUGAAAAACAGUUUGGUAAACACAUGUGUAUACAUGAGUAAAAAAAUAGAAUUCUGCGGUGGAAAUAUAAGAUGCCAGGUAUACGAAAUGUGGUCACAAGGUGAUCGUGUAGCGUGCGGUGUUAUUACCGAUGACACAAAGGUAGUAUUUCGUUCGUCAACGAGUAUGGUUUACCUAUUCAUUCAAAUGAGCUCGGAAAUGUGGGAUUUCGAUAUUCACGGAGAUCUUUAUUUCGAAAAAGCAGUGAAUGGUUUUCUUGCUGAUCUUUUCCAAAAAUGGAAGAAAAGUGGUAGCAAUCACGAAGUGACGAUAGUUCUUUUCUCUCGAACUUUUUACAAUGCCAACAGCUUGGAAGAGUUUCCUAACAACAUGCGAGAAUGUUUGCAACAAGAUUACCGAGGCAGAUUCUACGAAGACUUUUACAGAGUGGCAGUGCAAAAUGAGAGAUUCGAGGACUGGAGUAACAUCCUCGUUCAGCUGAGAAAAUUAUUCACCGAUUAUCAAAAAAUCGUACUCGAGUACCACGAAAAGCCGGAAAUCAAUAUGCCUGAAGCGACAAAUUCCACUGCUGCGCAAGGAAAUUUCUUAGAAGUUCUCAACAUGUCCUUAAAUGUUUUUGAGAAACAUUAUCUGGAUCGAAGUUUCGAUAGAACUGGUCAAUUGUCUGUGGUAAUAACUCCUGGGGUUGGAGUUUUUGAAGUUGAUAGAGAACUCACGAAUGUAACCAAACAACGAAUUAUUGAUAAUGGUGUCGGUAGUGAUUUAGUCUGCGUCGGAGAACAGCCAUUGCACGCUGUUCCAUUGUUGAAGUUUCAUAACAAAGAUGCAUCGAUCAACGUUCCAGACGACUAUAGCAUGCCUCAUUGGAUAAAUUUGAGUUUUUACUCAACAAAUAAAAAGAUGCCUUACUCGACGUUUAUACCACGUAUAAAAUUGCCCCAAAAGAUAUCGAAACAGCCUAUGGAAAAUGGCAAAUUGUUAUGCAAAACAAAACUGCUGCAGGAGGAAACGAGGGAAUGUCUUCAUAAUCCCCUGUUUGAUUACGAUGCCUACGACUCUCAAGUAUUUCAGUUACCGACGAUUCACGCUUCAAGAGCAUCAACAAGAACGAAAAAAACUAGUGUCGCUUGUAUGGAAACCCAUAAUAAUGCCCAAGCUUUGAAAUUACUAAAACGAAAAAUGUCUGACCCUGACAUUCAUCAUCCUGUUCCGGAUGUUCAUCCUCCACCUGCUAUAACUCCUCGAAGCGCUGCCAUUUCCAUUCCUUACAGGAGUGAUGAUGUUGGCAGAAGUGACAGUGACGCAGAAACUCACGGAGUAACGCGAACUUCGGUGAAGAGUGACGUGAUCGAUACUGAAAUUUCCCCGCCAUUUAGGCCGGUAGUGGGUAGUGCCGGAAGUCCUACGAAUCCGAUCGCCCAACCUGUAAAUUUGCAUCGACCCGGCCGAGCGCUCAUAAAUCCUUUCGAUCCGUCACAUGUGACAAUAAAACUAACGAGCAACCGACGUCGUUGGACACACAUUUUUCCAAAAGGUCCUACAGGCGUUCUCAUACAGCAGCAUCAUUAUCAAGCUGUACCGGCACAACCACGUUCCGAACAACAAACCGAUACGAACUCAACUGUGAGUGAUUCACCGAUCGAUCAAACUCUUGGUUCGGCAACGACACAAGGACCAAUUUCUCGAUCAGCAUCGCAAGUGAACUUUCAAGAUCAUGGAAAAUUGAAAACACAGAGGCCAAGUCUCCCACUUACGAGCGUUGACAAAUGUGGUCAAAGCGGUUCGUCAGUCGUUAAUAAAAGUUUGACUCUUUUGUGGGGUGCAACAGGUGAACAAGAGUGGACUCCCGCACUGACAACAGCAAUCAUAGGCGUGGACUGGAAGUCUUUAACUAUCCCCGCAUGUUUGCCCAUCACUACGGAUUAUUUUCCGGACAAGAGAAGUCUUCAGAAUGAUUAUUUAGUCUCCGACUAUAAUCUACUGCCGGAUGACGUUAAUGCUGAUUUUGCUCAACAACGAGCAAUUUACAAAAAACCUCUCACAACUGCGGAAGUUUUCAAAGAACUUGUUUCUCAACGUUUAGCUCAAGGUUUUCAAUUGAUCAUACUUCCACCGAAUAAUGUACAAAAAUCAACGACACCAGGAAGCAACAAUGUGCCGCCAGUGAGUUCUGUUAUGCGUGGUAGACAGACCGAGGCUGAACCCAAGGAAGAAUAUUUGCUGAGUAUUGGCAGGAUUUUUCACAAAAUCUCGCUCUGCGGAAAUUCUAUAACCGUUACGAGAUACAGACCUCGUCACCCUUAUCCACCUUUUAAUAUCCACUAUCGAUAUCGAUUCCACGCCCCUCAUCACGACACUUACGAAGUAUCAUGGGUUUCGUUUACGACGGAAAAACUCGAGAAUUACAACUGGAAUUAUUUGGAUCACUAUAUCUGCACGAGGGGAGACACGGAUUUUACUCUAGUCGAGGCAUUGAAAUACUGGCGAUUCCGGAUGUUUCUCUUGCCUCUGAAUAACUUGGCAACCCGAAGAAUAUUGGAAGGUUCUUCGAGAUGUGAUAUUUAUACGCCACCGACGAAUCACGAGCAGGCUCAAUUGAUGGACGGUUUUUUACGAUUUAUUGAGGGUUAUUUGAACAAAAUACGUCGGCCCAAUCCCAACAAAAAUUGGGGCACGAGGCGUUCUUACCUUCGUAAAGGAAGUGUUCGUAGUUUCGACAGCAGCGGAAUUAUCGUAGAUAUUAUUAGCCCGACAGCUAUGGGUGGUACUCGUGAGAAUACCCGAGAUCCUGCGACACACUUGACACGACGCAGGCACAGCACGAGCCUGAUCACCCUCACUAACCAGACAAAUCUAGUUGGAAGUUCUCCUUUCCGGGAACGACUGGGAAGCAACCGCCUACCUGAAAAGCCCAGACCAAGAUCAGGAUCGAAAGUGAUGGAUCGAGGAAGAGUUUCGCCAGCCAGUGAGGCUGUUCUCCCCCUUGCUUUGGAAACGUCGCAACAGGAAUACUCAGACGUCACUGAAGAAAACUCCAACACCGAGGUCACGAAAAUCAAGAGCAACACUCCUAACAGCGAAAUUUUAGAAGCUAUGAGAAAUCUACAAACAGGAGUCGGUUUUCUCACCCAGCAUCCAUCCUUGCCUAGUCAAACUUUCGUCAGUGCCGACGCUGUACAAUGGCUUAAUAAACAUAUCGAAGGCGGUGUCACAGUCGAGAACGCUAUAAAAAUCAUGAAGGGUAUGAUUACGGAUCGAUUGAUAUGUCACGCUUCCGGAGAUUUUUCAAAGCCUUUUAUCCUCGGAUUCUACCUUUACUACAUAGUCCAGGAUAAAGAUGCGCAAAAAGCCGCCGAUUACUCGCCGCCACUUUGCGAUCUUCAGAGCUUCGAAAACGAAUGGGUCGAGGUUGAGAUGAAAGCCCCGGAAGGAUGGUGCGAACCAUCAGCGACGACACUUGGGACAAGCGUUUCGACUCCGAUGUCGAUCCCGAGUUGCGAAAACAUCGAUGAAUCUAACAUUCCAUCAUUUUUACGUGACGAGCUUGAAAUCACAGAUACGAGUGACAAAGAUUGGCGGGUUCCACCUUACAAACACACUCAUCUCGACAUAGACUUGAUCAAUCGAAGCGAUAGAAUCGAAUGGGGCCAUUUAAGGUACCAAUCACUAUUUAGGUCAGAUCGGUCGUACGAACUCGUUGUGCAAUGGGUCGCUUCCUCCGGAAGUAUUGUCGCUGAGCUUAUUUUUCAAUGGCAGCGGAAGGCCCAAAUGUGGGGUAUUCAAGUCGUACCAAUACCAAGCGAUCUACUCGCACUUCCGUACACUCUUAAGAGUGAUCCACUACGAGGACCAAUUUUCAUUCCACUGGAUACCGAAUGUCUCAUGGUGAACAAGCGUUAUCUCUUCGAAGAAUUUCGAGAAGACACGUACGCUCAACGAUUGUUCCUGUUACAAGAAGCAAUACUCCAAAGAUUUGGUUUUAUACCUUGCCAGCUCGAAAAUAGCGAAAACGAUCAUCAAUACGUUCACAUUACGGGAAAUGUUUUCGUGCUCGUGCCAUCGACAGUAUCAACGAGACCGAGACCUCGAACUGGAACAAGUAUCGUGAGAAGAUCAACAGGACAAAAAAGAUAUCCUGUUCAUCCUGACCAACCAAGUCCUCAUGAAGCUUAUAUAACAAGGCAUGUCAGUGGGAAAAACAAGGAUGACUACAGUAUGGAUCGAAGGAUGGGAUUUCUAUGGUCAUGGAAUCACAUGGUCAGCAGAAAAUGGAAAUCAAUUUCCACGUCAGCUGGCGAUGAGAUAUUUCAGAAGAAAAUCAUUCAAGAUUUCAGACAUUUUUGUUCGAACGGAGACAACAGAUUGAAACUUUUCUGGGAAUCUUGCUGGGAGUUGAAGGAGAAAUCUUGUACAAGAGUCCACGAAAAUUAAGCUCCCAAUUAUUAUUUGUACAAAAUGCCUAUAUCUGAACCGUCGACAAAUACUUGACUCGUUCAUUGCAAAAUUAAUAUUUUAUUCUGUAAUUAUUGUUGAUACAUUUAUAGUUGUUGUAAUAAAAGUAAUAAAAAAAAAAAUGAAAUUGUU
Molecule: messenger RNA, 5621 nt
Organism: Venturia canescens
Lineage: Eukaryota; Metazoa; Arthropoda; Insecta; Hymenoptera; Ichneumonidae
Gene: Iml1
Product: GATOR complex protein Iml1
Exons: 25
Coding region: 702-5468 (1588 amino acids)
Biological process (GO): positive regulation of autophagy; cellular response to amino acid starvation; negative regulation of TORC1 signaling
Cellular component (GO): GATOR1 complex; lysosomal membrane
Molecular function (GO): GTPase activator activity
Source: RefSeq, a predicted model, not a curated record